This is a messenger RNA of Chelmon rostratus (copperband butterflyfish), 3576 nucleotides long. Its product is annotated as hepatoma-derived growth factor-related protein 2-like. The record is from RefSeq and is a predicted model, not a curated record. Gene Ontology annotation, biological process: regulation of transcription by RNA polymerase II. NCBI's taxonomy places the organism in Eukaryota, Metazoa, Chordata, Actinopteri, Chaetodontiformes, Chaetodontidae. The transcript has 13 exons. The annotation marks the transcript as partial. Gene Ontology annotation, cellular component: nucleus. Gene Ontology annotation, molecular function: transcription coregulator activity; double-stranded DNA binding.
CAUGGCGACGUGCAUGAAAGCGUAGCUUAGUAACAGGAAGCGUCUUGUACCGAGGAAGCACUGAAGCGUUUAUCUACGUUGUCGGAAGAUUAUCGCUCGGUUUUCGGCUGGUCUCGGCUGCAUUUGAUUCUCUGAAGCAGCAGGAUGCCAGGGAAACCAGGUGACCAGCUCAGACCGGGAGACUUGGUGUUUGCCAAGAUGAAGGGCUUCCCACACUGGCCCGCCAGGGUCUGUAAGUCAGAGAAUGGAUACAAGAAGCGAGUCCCGGUCUUCUUUUUCGGGACCCAUCAGAUAGGUCACCUCCCGCCAGAGAACAUCGUUCCUUACGUCGGCAACAAGAUGAAGUAUGGCAGCGGUGUCCGCAUCAAAGGCUUCACUGAGGGCAUGUGGGAGAUCCAGAACACACCAGGAGUGGGCAGUAAACUCAGAGCCAACACACAAACUACCCCUACCAAACCGCCUUCUGCCACUAAAAAAACACCUGCCAAACCGCCUUCUGCCCCUAAAACGACACCUGCUAAACAGGUGACAAAUGACAGACUUAAAACUACCCAGACUAAAUCACCUCCCAGUGAAUCUGCCCCUGCAAAGCCCGACAGUGAACCAGCUCCAAGUAAAGAUACAAAUAAAAAGGAAACUCUGACAAGAGCUUCAUUAAGAUCUGCUCCAGAGAAAACAACAGACUCCAGCCUGACUUCAACUUCCAGCGACGUCACCACUGCAGAUGUGUGCGAGACCGCUGCGAAUACAAGAGGCAGGAAGGCAGCUGCUAGAAUCGGCCCGUCUCCGGCAGCUAAAACCACUUCUGAAGACAAAAAGAAGGAGACUGCAGCGAAAACAAAGACUCCUUCCAAAGCCUCCAGAACUGCUUCUGCCAAACCAGCUGAGAAACAGACUAAUGCCGACAGUGAACCUGCCGCUGAAACAACAACAACUACGAGUAAAGUCACAGCUGAGGGGAAAGCUGCGAGCGAUAUAGAAGCCCAAACGCAGGCCACGGACUCCAAACUAACAUCUACAAAGGUUCAGAUACCAUUAAUGUCCAUCGAUGCGCACAAUGAGGAGGCUGCACGUCGGGUGUCUACCAGGAGCAAAGGGGCGGAGUCGAAGGUUGCUGCAGAGCAGCGCAGGACGAGGACACCUGCCAGUCCUGCUGUGGCCUCUCCAGUCAGCAAGAAACCGAAGACCACAGAAUCAAAAUCUGCUCCGACGCAAAUGUCCAACAGCGACAGAGGAGGGAAAGACCAGGAGGAAGAAGAAGAAGAGAAGAGGUCAUCAGAGAGCCGAGGAGUCAAGAGGAAGAGUGAAGAGAAAGACGAGAAGGAGGUGCAGAAGAAGACAAAUCAGGACGGCGGCGAAAGAAAGACAGAAGUGAUGGCGAAAGAAAAGAUGACAUCAGAGAGCCGAGGAAGAAAAAGAAAGAGAGAUGAAGAGGAGGAGAAACAGAAGAAAGCCGAGCAGGAUGAAGAAGAGGAACAGACGGAGGAGAAGAAGAAAACAAAACAAGACGUCGGCAAAGAAAAAAAGGAGGAGAGGACGAGGAGAGAAACAAGGUCGGAGAGUGGAGGGAGAAAAAGGGCGAGGGAAAAGGAGGUGAACGAGAAGAAGGGCGUUACGGAAGGGAAAAAAGAAGAGGAGAGCCGAGGAAGAAAGAGGAGGAGGAAAGAGAAGGAGGUGCAGCAAGAAGAGAUGAAGGACAAAGUGACGGAGGAGGUGAAAACUGGAGAAAAGAUAGCAGGACAGAAGAAGAAAACAAAGGACGCUGGUGAGGAAGGAGAGAAAGAAGAGAGAAUAAAAGAGAAGAUGACCGAGGAAGAGGAAGAGGGGAAUGAAAGAGAGGCAGAGAAAGAGGAGCAGAAGGAAGAAAAGGAGAAAGAAGGCAGUUCUGUGGACGAGGAGCGACAGCGCCACCUGGCAGCCAAGAGGGAGAGCGUGUUGAAAUCUCUGAGAGGUCUGCUGAAGGCCGGGAGAGGAGCGAGGAAGAGGGAGGCGACGAAGAGCGCCCAGAAAACCGGGAGCGGAGCAAAGAAGAAGGGCGAGAUUAAAAAGACAGGAAGUCGGAAGACGUCCGAGAAGAUGAGCGUCAAAGAAUCGACCGUCACCAAGGCGAUGGGCAGGAGAUCAGGCAUCAAAGCCGUCAGAAAGACGGCCGUGUUAGAGAAGAAGGAGGACAGAAAAACAACCGAGACGUCCGGCCAUAAGACAACAGCAGAGAGGAAAGGGGAGGUAAAGAGGGACGGACAGAAGACAGAACAGGACAAGAAGGAUGACAGAGUCCACGAAGCCGGCAGGAAAACUGCAGAUGAAGUGAAGACAAACGAAAAGGAGAGCGAGCAGGAGGAGGUGAAGGCCGAAGGGAAGAAAGACGAGAAUAAAGGAGAGGAGGCGAGGAGCGAUGAAGCGAAGCAGGAGAAAGACGAAGACAAGAAGAACGAGAGAAAAAUUAUCGGAAAGAUUGUGAAAGCGACGGCCGGACAGGGAGCGAAGGUCCAGGUGAAGACGAUAAUGGGAGGAACGACGGCAGCGGCGGCCGAGGAGGAGAGGAAGAAAGAGAAGACGAGCAGAGAUGAAACAGUCGAGGACAAGAAGAAGAGUUCAGAAAAGAGCAAGGAGACAGAGAGAGAGAGAGAGAAGAGAGGGAGCACUGAAGGGAGGGAGAUGGAAAAAAGUGUGGAAGUGGAGAGGAAGGCUGAAGGAAGGAGAGCAGCAACAGAAGACAAAAAAGACAGGAAUGUAACGGAGGAGGAGAAGGACAACAAGAGCGAAGUGGAAGAGGAGAAACGAGAGAAGAGCGGCGAAGAGGAGCAGAAAGCGAAGAAGGACGAAGGUGAGGUGGAAGAAAGGACGACGAGAGGGCAGAAGAAGAGAGAGGAAAAGAGCGAAAAACGUGACAGUAGAGCCGCCGAAGAACAAACGACGACGCCAGCCGCCGAGCAAACCAAAGAGACGAAGCUGCAGAAGAAGAGCGUGGAAGGAAACAGAAGCGACGGAGCGACAGAAAAGUCAGCCGAGGCGCCGGAAGCUGAGUCAAAAACCGAAGAAAAAGAUGAAGCGAGCGCGGCGAAGACGAGCACAGAAGGAGAAAACAAAACGAUGAGUGAUUCAUCAGAGGGAGGGAGGGCGGAGCAGGUGCAGCCGGCGGUGAAACAGCAGAAGAAGAGUCCGGCCGUGACGCUGACGGACUCGACUCUACACAGAAUCCACGGAGACAUCAGGAUUUCUCUGAAGACCGACAACCCUGACAUCGGAAAGUGUCUGAUGGCGCUGGAUCAGCUCAGCAUGGUUUACGUGACGUCUAAACAUGUCCGGAGACACAGCGAGCUCGUGGCCACGCUGGGAAAGAUGAGGUACUACAAAGCCAACCAGGCCAUCAUGUACAAGGCCUCCAUGCUGUACAACCGCUUCAAAAACGCAUACCUGGUUGGGGAGGGGGAGGAGGUGGUGAGCGCCGCCUUCCUGCGCUCCCUGCUGGAGGAGAAGGAGCGGGAGGAAGCUCAGCGGGCGGAGUGCUGCAGGGAGAGGCUGAAGAGGGAGGAGCUGCUGCAGGAGGUGAAGAGGCGCAUGGGCCAGGUGAAG